UCGCGGGAGGGAUUUUGAAGCACUCGCUAACGAUGCCUUGCUUCGUUAUAUAUAAAUAAACACAGAUUUUUUUUUUCAACAAUCAUGUUCCGUCGAAGCUGUUGAAACGGUUCGCUUCAUGUCUACCCUUUCUUCCUUUCGUAUUUGAGUCUUUGCUGUGGAAGAUUAAUGAGCGCUUCCAUGCCGGCUUUAUGUAGGUCGCGGAAUAUUGCACACUGACUCUUCGGAUACACUGCAGGCUUUUGGCAAAGCCUCGACAUGUACGCUGGACGUAAAAGGAGAAAACCUGUGCAGAGAACGGUAAAACAGCCCCCAGCAGAAGGGGUAAAAUCAAACCCGUCGAAACGUCAUCGGGAUCGGUUAAAUUCAGAGCUCGACCGCUUGGCCAGUCUGCUGCCAUUCCCAGAGGAAGUCACAUCCAGCUUGGACAAGUUGUCUAUCCUACGCCUGAGUGUCAGCUACCUGCGAGCCAAGAAUUUUUUCACUGUUGCCCUGAAGAAGCGCCCUGACGGAGCGGAGACAGACAGCCCCACUGCCUGUGACAGCAGCAGAGGCAUGGGGUCUGGGGGCUGCUGGGUGCCCGAGGGCGAGCUCCUGUUGCAGGCCCUGAAUGGUUUUGUGCUGGUCAUCACUGCAGAAGGCGUCAUAUUCUACUCCUCCCACACCAUUCAGGAUUACCUGGGAUUCCAUCAGACAGAUGUGAUGCACCUGAGUGUGUUUGAGCUGAUCCACACAGAGGACCAGCAGGAGUUCAGGAGAAACCUCCACUGGGCUCUGAACCCCCCCUCAACAUGUGGGCCUGAGGAAUCUCCCCCAGGUGGAGAAUUGAUCACCCGCUCAUCCCUGGUCAACUACAAACCUGACCAGCUGCCUCCAGAGAACUCUUCUUUCCUGGAGAGGAGCUUUGUCUGUCGUUUUCGGUGUCUCUUGGACAACUCCUCUGGUUUCCUGGCGCUGAACCUGCAGGGCAGGCUGAAAUUCCUGCAUGGUCAGAACGGGUGGCAGGAUGAUGGGAAGCAGCCCCCCCCCCAGCUGGCCCUGUUUGCCAUCGCCACACCCCUGCAGCCCCCCUCCAUCCUGGAGAUCAGGACCAAAAACAUGAUCUUCAGAACCAAGCAUAAACUGGACUUCACCCCUAUGGCCUGCGAUGCCAAGGGCAAGCUUGUGCUGGGCUACACUGAGGCUGAGCUCCGGGUUCGAGGUUCUGGGUACCAGUUCAUCCAUGCUGCCGACAUGCUUUACUGUGCUGAGAACCACAUCAGGAUGAUCAAAACGGGUGAGAGUGGACUGACAGUGUUCAGACUGCUCACCAAGGCAAACCGCUGGAAGUGGGUCCAGGCUAACGCUCGGCUCGUCUACAGGAACGGCAGGCCAGAUUAUAUCAUUGCCACCCAGAGGCCACUCACGGAGGAGGAGGGGGGAGAGCAUCUGCAGAGCCGCUCCAUGCAGCACCCCUUCACCUUUGCCACGGGGGAGGCCUUGCUGUACCAGACCAGCCACCCCAUCCCAUGCAGCAGUGACCCCCUGCAGGGAGCAGGCCACAGCAGCAAGCCCAAAAAGGGUAAGGCUGAAAAGAGCCUCAAGGAUGAUCUGGACCCCAGCUCCUUACUGGGGGCCUUAAUGAGACAGGAUGGAUCUGUCUACGUCUGUCAGCCUGCCGUGGUGUCUAAGCUGCCCAUCCACUCCAGCCUGUUCAGUGAGCACAGUGAGAGUGAGGGGAUCUCCUUGCCUUCAGCUGGGGAGAGCUGGAGUGCAGUACCCAAAAGCGUCACAGAUCCCCAUGGGGAGCAGGCCAGCUUUGACCCACUCCUGACUACGCUAGACUCCCUGUCUCUGGAAGGGGAAGAUAACUGCUCCAGCAGUGAACUGUUCAGUGCCCUGGAAACCCUGGGGCUGAGUGCAGAGGACCUGGAACUGCUGCUCCUGGAUGAGAGGAUGAUCCAGGUGGAGAUGGAUCCAGACUACAUCCCAUCCCUCAGUGAUCUGCUGACCAAUAAUGAAAUCCUCACCUACAUCCAUGACUCUCUAGAGAGCAGGACUGAGGGGGGCAGUGAUAGAGCAGGGUCCUGCCCCCCUUUCCCUUUCCCUCGGUCUCAGGGCACAGAGGAACCAGCACAGAAUAGCUCCACUCCCCCCCCCCAGGCCUUAGCCACUCAGUACCCCCCCUACAGGCCACACAAGCAGGCCCCCAUUGUGGAGCUUUCCCAGCAGAUGCAGCAGCACCUGAGUGCACAGGUGACUGAGGUGAAGGACGACACCUGGAGCCAGCAGGUCGAACCGCAGGUACUCCAGCUCCAGCACAGUUCACUGCUUAUCCGCCCCCUGACUCAACCGAUGGAAAAUGGACUCCAGUUCUGUGGACAGCCCCUCCACAACGGCCACUGGGGUGGCCAGAAUGUGCAGAUGAGUGUGGAGCUUCCAGAAGGCCUGUCACCUGUCACAGCCUGUCAGCCAGAGGCAGACCUGCAGCAGCCAGAGGCAGACCUGCAGCAGCCAGAGGCAGACCUGCAGCAGCCAGAGGCAGACCUGCAGCAGCGUCUCGCUCGGUGUCUGUGCCAGAGGGCCAGCAGCAGCGCUACCGCCAGCAGUGGGGCAUUCCAUCCCGUCAGCCAGCCAGUCAGAGACGCCCCUCAAUGGCAGGGCUGCGGCUGUGCUGAGCAGGUAUCGCUGGCCGUGGAAGCUGAGCCCUGCCCUGCCCGCCUGCAGACUGUGGAUUACUGUGUGACUGAAGCCCCCAGCGUGGCUCUUCUAAUAAAUGGUGCAACACCAAGUGACAGUGGCGGGUUUCAGGGGACGGUGGCCACAGUGUCAUGCUAUCAAAUGCUUCCUCCAAAAUCACAGCAUCAAACCAACAGGACCCAGCUAUCCUCCUCCAUCCAGGACACCUCCUUGCAGCAUAUUCUGGGAAUAGUACCACCCCAGCAACGGCCUCCUUGGAGUCUCAUGGAAUAUUCUCCACCACACUUCCAGCAGAUGCCAUUCACAGUAAGAUGGAGAAAGGCUUCGUCCUCAGCAGCACCGGUGAGGCCUGCAUACCCAGCGAUGGCCCCCACCCCUCCCUCCACACCCCCACCUCCCUGCCAGACCCAGAGAGCUCUGGCUUCUACCUCUGAGUGGGAGGAGGGAGGGAACCCUGAUUGCUGAAAGAUGGACACUUUGUAAGAAAGAAAGAAACGGACACACAACAGAACCGCACUGCUACGUUUAUUUGCUCCUUCAUAUGUACUGUUGUCCUUUGUGUUCUUGUACUUUGAAUGAUUUUAGGAAGAAUGUGUCUCUGACACAGAAAGCUAUAUAGACCUUCACUGGCACACAUUUCUAUUUGAUUUUUAGUCGUCUCCCUCUCUCUCUCUCUCUUUCCCCAAAAUAUGUCAUGUCUCAUCUUUUACAUUCAUGAAGAGUAUGUUGGAUAACAAAAUGAAACCACCACUUACCAUGUUUAAUGCACUGGGUUUGCGUUAUGAGAGGAACUCAGAAGAGAUUUGAUAUUAAUGCAGUCAUGCAAAAUGAACUGCCUCCAACAGAUGCUUUGCCUUCAACAGGGCAAUGUGCUGGAAAUGACUAGACAUAUUUUACCCUCAAAUAGAGAAUCUAUCUGCUAAACAAUUACAGUAAAUAAGACAGCAAUUUUAGAAUUAUA
Messenger RNA from Megalops cyprinoides (Indo-Pacific tarpon), 3640 nucleotides. RefSeq names its product aryl hydrocarbon receptor-like. Lineage: Eukaryota; Metazoa; Chordata; Actinopteri; Elopiformes; Megalopidae. Gene Ontology annotation, cellular component: nucleus; aryl hydrocarbon receptor complex. Gene Ontology annotation, molecular function: nuclear receptor activity; protein dimerization activity; transcription cis-regulatory region binding. Gene Ontology annotation, biological process: regulation of transcription by RNA polymerase II. The record is from RefSeq and is a predicted model, not a curated record.